Emys orbicularis (European pond turtle) is the source of this 1197-nucleotide messenger RNA. RefSeq names its product actin binding Rho activating protein (gene ABRA). The record is from RefSeq and is a predicted model, not a curated record. Gene Ontology annotation, biological process: positive regulation of Rho protein signal transduction; positive regulation of transcription by RNA polymerase II. The transcript has 2 exons. NCBI's taxonomy places the organism in Eukaryota, Metazoa, Chordata, Testudines, Emydidae. Bases 1 to 1197 code for a protein of 398 amino acids. Gene Ontology annotation, molecular function: actin binding. Gene Ontology annotation, cellular component: sarcomere.
AUGCCUCCAGAAGAAGGCCAAAAAACUACACCUGCAAAAAGGGCCAUCAAAAAGAUCCGAACCGCCAGUCUAGUAAUCAGCUUGGCACGAGGCUGGCAACAGUGGGCAAGUGACCACAACACAAAGCAAGCCCAAGAGCCCUCAGGAUGGAUGCCCAAUGCAGAAGAACCACCAGCUGAGCCACCGAAAGAAAGGCUAUUAUCAAGAUGGCCAGCUUCUACUAAGAGCGACCAAGAAAAGGGCGAGGAAAAAUCCUCAGGGAAGGAGGUAGUGGCUAACGGGGAUGUAGAAAAAGAUUCAAGUGAAUCUGAUGAAGCUCUCAGAAAGUUUAACAUUAAAAGCAAAGAGGUGACCAAAACCGUUGUAAGUAAAGUCUAUGAAAGAGGAAAUGACAUUAGCCUCCUCAGUGAUAGAUACGAGAAGGAUAAUGGGAGCCCAGAGAUCUGCGGGUGCAAGGAGGAGUCAAGUAAUUUUGACAAAAUCCUUGGUGACAAAAUGUCUCCUACAAGGCGGAGGAAGUGCUCAAAUCUGGUGACAGAGCUAACCAAGGGUUGGAAACAGAUGGAACAAGAGGAUAAAGUCCCAGAGUUGGAGCUACAUAAAUGUCGCAGUGACAGCAUGGAUACGGAGGACAGUGGUUAUGGGGGCGAGGCAGAAGACAGACUCCAGCAAGUAGACGCUGACCACAUUACGAGGAUUAAACGACCCAUGCCAUCACUUGCAAGCAGGUUUACAGAAGAACUAAGCAGCAAGACCCACAGGAAGUACAGUCCUGUUAAUGCUCUGAAGGGCAGAUGGCAAGAAUGGGCAGACCAGCAUGUGAUAACGCAGAAGCUGAAUCCUUUCAGUGAGGAAUUUGACUACCAACUGGCCCAGUCGACACGCCUGCACAAAGGAGAUAAGGGCUAUGGUCGUCCGAAAGAGGGAACGAAAACUGCUGAAAGGGCCAAGAGAGCGGAGACUCACAUUCACCGGGAGAUAAGAGAUAUGUGCUUUAUCAUUGCAACAAUGGCUCGGCUGAGGCGCGAUGGCAAGAUCCAAGUCACCUUUGGGGAACUCUUUGACAGAUAUGUCCGUAUUUCAGACAAGGUUGUUGGGAUUCUCAUGAGAGCUAGGAAACAUGGGCUGGUGGACUUUGAGGGAGAAAUGCUAUGGCAAGGCAGAGAUGAUCAUGUCAUAAUCACUUUAUUGAAAUAA